CUUUUAAUUCAUCAUAGAAAAAAUCGAACAAUUAACGGCGGCGUAGGCAGAGGCGAGAGUCGAAGAAGGGCAAACACCGUUCGCCGGAGUCGGAGAAGAAAUGGGCGCAGGAGAGGAGCAGCAACCGGAGCCAUCGCUCGAGAAUGUAAGCGCAGCAUCCUCUAUAUCGUCAAUAGCGGAGGAUCUGCAGCGCACGGUAGUUCAAUCGAAGGAUUCUGCCAUUCGCUCUGCUCGUUCUCUCCAAGAGGCCUCUUCCUCCCAUAUCCGUUCAUUCCAGGAUUUCGUACCCCGAGCAGCAUCACAGUUUAAAACUCACGAAGAUGCUUUUUUCAGCAAAGCGAAAGAUGAGUUCAAGAUUGCAAGGGACCACCCAGCUGCUACGAUUGGGGUUGCUCUUGCAGCUGGCCUUCUCAUUAUGCGAGGACCAAGAAGAUUUCUGUUCCGUCAUACGUUGGGUCGAUUUCAGACCGAGGAGGCAAAUUUUUUGAAGGCAGAGAAGCAUGUAAAAGAGUUGAACCUUUCAGUGGACCUGAUGAAGAAGGAGAGCAAAAAACUGCUCGAGAGGGCUGCUUUAGCUGAAAAGGAUAUGAAAUACGGCCACAACGAGCUGAUGAAUGCCGGAAAUCAAAUUCAACAUCUUUCAAGGUCAAUUUACAAGGCUGAAGCCCAAGCUGCAGAUUUGAUGGAUGGGCUGCGAGAAAUCUCCGGUAGGGACGCGUUAAAACUUCGAGCAGAGGUGGCUUCAAUGGCGACGUUUUUGAAGCGUCAGAGAACUUUGCUUGACAACAGGGCGAUGACUGUUUCUGAAUUGGGGAUCCCUCUGUGAUCAACAACUGGAGAUCGAGGUAUGAAUCAUGUAACUUGUUUUAAGAUUGCGGAAAGUUGAUGACAAUUUUGAUCUUAAAUAAUUUCCAAUUUGGGAGUGUUGCUUCCAUCCGGACUAAGUUUAUCAGUAAAUAGAGUGAAUGAGUGAUUGAAAACCUCUUGGAAUCUUUCACUUGGAAAAUUUUUUAACAUUGACAUUUCGUAUAUCUGUGUAUGAUCUUGUACUGGGUUGUUUUGGCUGAAUAUGAUUUGGUCAUUUUAGCAAAUACCCUUUGUUGUGGGUGUUAAAAGAUUGGCUAAAAUACAUCUUUUGUACCUAUAAUUUCAAUUAUAGAAGGAACGAUUUAGUCCA
Messenger RNA from Momordica charantia (bitter melon), 1177 nucleotides. RefSeq names its product chromosome-associated kinesin. The record is from RefSeq and is a predicted model, not a curated record. Lineage: Eukaryota; Viridiplantae; Streptophyta; Magnoliopsida; Cucurbitales; Cucurbitaceae.